AUGAAAGCCUUGGGGAACAGGUCUUAUGAAGUUGAAGUUUGCGGCAGGCGAUACCGACGCAACCGUCGGCAACUGCGCCUGACCCCGGAAACAGCACCACCUAUGAGUCUGGUAGAACUAACUCCGCCCGAGUCUACCCUCAAACCGGCGCCAAAUCUGACAGAGCCAGGACCUCCUCCACCGGAGUUCCAUGGCGAGACCAAAACAGAGAGAAUGCCACCUGAAAAUGAGAUGGGAACUGAGCUUGAGCCACAAAGGAUUGAAACUCGUCGAUCAGAACGCAGACGUCGACCGCCUUUAAUCGUGACGGGGUCUUACUGUGAUUUAUGGAAGUACAAUACUGAAAUCUUUCCAUUAGCAAACCUUUUUCCAGUGACUUCUAUUGUUAAUCUCGCAGUCAUUUCAUUGGAAAGACUGCAUGCAACAUUCUCUCCAUUUAAGCAUCGCUUUGUCAAGAAAUGGGUUUAUGGAGUAGUAAUUGGUACUAUCUGGUUAAUGACUUCAUCGAGGGAGACUGUUCAAGUUAUCGUAUAUAAUACAGAAAGUGUCGUGUCUCCUGUCACCAUUGCAAUCUCGCCAUACACAUAUUGGUCAGUUUCUCUUUUAGUCAUCUGCAUCUGUUAUAUUUCAAUCUUUAUAAAAGUUCGACGCAGCUCUAAUCCUCAACGCCACGGUGCAAUCAACAGAGAAAGAAAACUGGCAGCUACGUUACUUUGGGUUACGCUUGCAUCGUUACUGACAUGGCUGCCAUUUAUUGUAUUUAGCCUAAAUACAAACGCUCUUAACUUGAGGUCUUUCUUUCAUAUCAGGAUGACACUGGCGGCGCUAGUUGGUGCCAAUUCCUUGUUAAAUCCAAUUGUGUAUGCCCUCAGGAUGCCUGAUUUUCGAGAUGGAAUAUGUCGAAUAUUCCGUAGGACUCCAAGGCAAAUCGCUCCAGGCAGUUUACCGCGUCGAAAUCCUCUGCACACGAGUAGACUAGAUGAUGAUGCCUGA
Molecule: messenger RNA, 993 nt
Organism: Pocillopora verrucosa
Lineage: Eukaryota; Metazoa; Cnidaria; Anthozoa; Scleractinia; Pocilloporidae
Source: RefSeq, a predicted model, not a curated record